This is a messenger RNA of Cuscuta epithymum, 738 nucleotides long. The record is from the annotation of a GenBank genome assembly. Lineage: Eukaryota; Viridiplantae; Streptophyta; Magnoliopsida; Solanales; Convolvulaceae.
UCAUAAUCAAAGGACGACAAAAUUUUAAGGAAAGUCAUAGGAAAAACAUCUUUUUUGCAAACAUCUAAAGAAAAUUGAAAUAAUGACAAAAAUACAACUACCGGCUUUUGAAAGGACAUAAAUAGAACCGAAUUUUGUUUGGACUAAAAAGAGACUAAAAUUGCAUCAAGCUGACUUAAAUGCCCCUAAACUCUUUUAGCCAACCAAUCCUUCCGUCACCUACUCGCUCAGAUGCAUUCGAAGCAUCCCCUCUCCAGUCUCCACUCUCCAAUCCUCUGCACUCGUCCCUCGCCCCAGACUUCCAUUCCACCUGCGCCGCCCUUGUCCACCUUUGCCGCCAGCCUUAUCUCGUUGCACCGCCUCUGUCCACCUGCGCGGCCAUCGUUAUCUCGUUGCACCGCCUAUGUCCAUCUGCGCCGCCAUCAUUAUCUAGUUGCACCGCUGUUUCUGUCUAGGUUAUUCUUCGUUGUCCUAUUCAUCAUCUUCUUCUUUUCUUCUUCUCGAUCUCCGAUUGUUGAUCCUGGAUCUAAUCUGGACGGCUAGGGAGGGUUAGGGUUGGGCGGCGGUGGGCUGGUUGUUCUGUGGUGGGUGAAGAGGUGCGAUUAUUGCGGCGGCGGUGGACUGGUUGGCCGGUGGUGGGUGAAGAGGUGCAAUUAUUGCGACGAAGAGGCUAGAUUGAUUGGCAAUGGCAGGGGAGGUAUAGGCUGAGGUGAGGCAGGUGUGGGGGUCGGGCAAGGG